Anastrepha obliqua is the source of this 2434-nucleotide messenger RNA. Its product is annotated as ribosome biogenesis protein SPATA5L1. Lineage: Eukaryota; Metazoa; Arthropoda; Insecta; Diptera; Tephritidae. Gene Ontology annotation, molecular function: ATP binding; ATP hydrolysis activity. The coding region runs from base 81 to 2330 and encodes 749 amino acids. The record is from RefSeq and is a predicted model, not a curated record. The transcript is spliced from 5 exons.
ACGCUGUAAACGCAGGUAGAUGUGAUUUAACAAAAUGUAAACAAAAAUAUAACUUUUUAAUAAGUUUAUAUCAGAUUAAAAUGAAACAUGAUUCGGAUCUAGGCUUAUGCACUUUGCCGCUUGAGUUUAUUCAGGAAAAUGUUUACCAGAAAUGUUUACUGCCCAAAAAUGUAUUUAAGACCUGUCGAAUUCACCCAGGCGAUUGGAUGAAAUGCAUGGUUGCUAAAGGAGAGCUCAACGGUUUUGUUUUAUGUCAGAUUUAUCCACGUGAUAUUGAUCCAAAAUGUUGCUACAUGGAUACUUGUGUCGGGACUCUUACCAGCGCAGAUGUGGAAUACAGUCUAAAUAGUUUGGAAACAAUUGCAUGUCACACACUGCCUAUUGAAAAUGUUGAGGUUACACUUGAGGUAACUGAGCAUUUUUUCAAUCGCCGACUUCGGAAAUUGUCUGCUAAUACAUUGGAAAUAACUAUAAAAGGGACUUUAGCAUCAUUGCAUUUGUCAGUGGGAUGUGCCGUUCGUACCGCAGAUGCUGUCAGUUUGGGAAUAUCUGCUAUCUACAUCGAUUCAUGUUCCAAUGCGGACGAAAACACAAUUUUCCAGAUAGAUAGCAGCACUGCCGUUCAUAUUAAGAAUAUUCAUAUCGGCCAAAACUCUAAUAUAAAUUGCACAAUGCCCUUUUUCAAAUACGGAUAUGAGUUUGCAUGGAAUGAACUAGAGGAUUUAUUGUCUCUCUUAAAGCUGCAAAAAAUUCAAAACAAAACUAAGGGCUUGCGACCUCAACUAAACGUUCUACUCUCCGGUUCCCCUGGUUGUGGAAAAACAACAAUGCUGCGCGCAUUUUUGGCCGAAUAUAAAUUUAACUGUUUUCAUAUUGCCACAGACUUGCAACAAUAUGCUGGGGAGACGGAAGCUGAACUGCGCAGUGUUUUCAAUAACGCAUUACAUUUGCAUAAUGAGCUUAAAUCCAAAUAUCCUACGGUAAUUAUUUUGGAGAGUUUGGAGCUGUUGUGCCCUGCUCAAAGUAGAGGAUCAUCCACAGCAGAUGCUACCAAUUCUAAUAGAAUUUGCGAACAACUGCUUAAGUUACUAGACGAUUUUCAUAAUACGAAUGCAGGAAUUCUUUGCAUUGCGACCACAUCUGAUUCCAGUGGAAUAAAUGAUAGUGCGCGCCGGCCAGGUCGCUUUCAACAUGAAAUUUCCAUCGAUGCGCCAAACGAGCAAGCGCGUAGAAAAUUAUUCCAAGCUAUGUUUGAAUAUAGUCAAUCAAAACCGUUCUUAAAUAAAAUGAAACUAAAUACGGAGCUUCUUGAUUUGGUUGCGAAAAGAACACAAGGUUUUGUAGCUGGAGAUUUGGCACUACUUGUGCAAAAUAUUGAGCAAAAUCAAAUGAGGCAAAAAAGGGUAAUUGAUGAGGUGGAUGUGGUGAAAUCAGCAUUGAAUUUGAUAAAACCUGCUGCGGCUCACAGUGCCGAUGUUACUGUAAGCAAAAUAAAAGAAGGCUUUGAAUUUAUCGGUGGUAUGGAUAACCUAAAACGUACUUUGGAAGUAAGCUUUUUAACUGGCUUGCGAAGAAGGGAAACAUUUAAACGUUUUGGGCUAAAAUUGCCAAAAGGUUUGCUGCUUUAUGGUCCACCUGGUUGCGCUAAAACAACUUUUGCAAAGUGCCUGUCUAAGGAGGCCGAUAUGACAUUCAUUUCUAUAUCUGGUGCUGAGGUUUAUUCACCCUACGUUGGUUUUGCAGAAAAAUUCAUAUCGAGAAUUUUUAAUACGGCACGAAAAAAUGCGCCAUGUCUGCUAUUUUUCGAUGAAAUCGACGCGCUAGCCGGUCGACGACCCAUCAGCUCAAAUAGUUCGAGUGAUGUACAAGUUCGUGUACUUUCAACCUUGUUGACGGAAAUGGAUGGUAUUAUUGAUGGUGCGGAUGACAGUAACCAAGAAAUACUUGUUGUUGCAGCCAGCAAUCGGCCGGAUAUGAUUGAUGAUGCUUUGUUGCGGCCCGGGCGUUUAAGUAAACAUAUAUUUGUUCCACCACCCGAUUUGCAGUCGCGCAUUUCCAUUCUAGAGCUACACUCCAAACGUAUGCCUUUUGCCGAAGAUGUGAAUUUGGUACAAGUAGCUGAAGCUGCUGACGAUUACACAGGCGCUGAUAUGUGCAAUUUGUCUAAUGAAGCUGCAUUGUUGGCUUUUCAACGCAUUGAAGAGGUCAAAGCUGAUUGUAGAAUUACAGCCAAUGAUUUCUUUACUGCUUUAAAAAAUACAAAAUCUUCGUUGUCGAGAAGUCAUAUGAGUCUAUACUCGAGGUUUCAAAGAAAAAUGGAGACAAAUUAAAUACCGUUGACCAAUUUAAGAAUAAUUGUAAAUGAAAUAGAAAGUGUUGAUUGUUGAUUAUUGACUUAAAAAAAAAAAAUCUUUACAUGCACAAAUGAAUGUAC